AUGCUUCUCUCUGCUGUCUCGCUCCACCUCCGGAAGGCCAAAGAGGCAUCCGCCGGCAUGCCUGGUCUUUCCGGAGUCUCAUACGGCCCCCAAAUCAAGUGGAAUGGCCAGACAUCAAAGGCGCCUCCAGAUGGCGAUACCCACUUAAACGAGGUUGUCCGUCGACUCAUAUAUCUCGAGGCCUGUGACCCAGAGGACAUCCAGGCGAUAAUGAGACAAACCUAUCUUCCAGACGCCUCGUUCCUGCACCCUUUCUUCAGCAUCCGACCGAGCAACACUGGGCGAUUCCGGUUCUGGCUCUCGGGAAAGGUGCAGGCAGUCAAGGCCAUAUAUCACCUAUUUCUCUUGCAACGGAUCAUUCUCGGUCCCACGGAGAGCCUCAAAGUAAAGUAUGUCUUUGCCUCUGAAGACAACGAGUUAUACGUCACAUAUUCACGUCGGAUCGCGGGUCCAUUCUCUCUGAUAAUUCCCCGGUCGACCCAAUGGAUUACCAAGUAUGAACUGGUCCGCGUUCAGCUGCAAUCGUACAAUUUCACUGGCAGCUCCUUUGCCCCAGACCAAGUCUCUACUUUCAAGACUUUGUGUGAUCGAUUGCCAACCAUUGGGUCAACCAAGCUCAACAGAAUUGUUGCCAUCUCUCCCCCAAGCAGAAAGGGCAGAAGAAACCCGAAGAUUAUGACCAAUGGGCAUACCACAAGUCGCCAUGUAGACGAAGAAUACAUCGCUCCGACGUGGGAUCCUGACCUGAAAGGUCCUUUCGCUCUAAUCAAAGUCAUCGACCGGCGCCCCAUGUCAUCAGAGGCACCACCGACCUCUCCAGACAGGAAGAGAUCAUCACCCUCUCCAGGCAAGAAAACACCACCAACCUCUCCAAAAAAGAGGCGACCAUCAACCCCCUCAAGCAAGAAGAGACUAUCAACCUCUCCAGACAAGAAAACACCUUCGAAGAUUCCUGACAACGUCGGCCCAUGGUUCUACAUGGUCAAGAGUCGCCAAGACCUCUACGAUACACCUCUGACUAAUGCAGGCCCCCUUGCAUCCUUCUUCGACGGGGUGGUUCGGAUGAUUGUCAGUAGCCUGGCUGUCCUUUUCAGUAUCCUCCUCCAGUGGCUGUCAAAAUAUUUCUGA
This is a messenger RNA of Thyridium curvatum, 1128 nucleotides long. RefSeq lists its product as uncharacterized. Lineage: Eukaryota; Fungi; Ascomycota; Sordariomycetes; Thyridiales; Thyridiaceae. The transcript is spliced from 4 exons. The coding region runs from base 1 to 1128 and encodes 375 amino acids. The record is from RefSeq and is a predicted model, not a curated record.